This is a messenger RNA of Diceros bicornis minor, 1251 nucleotides long. RefSeq names its product 5-hydroxytryptamine receptor 3D (gene HTR3D). The record is from RefSeq and is a predicted model, not a curated record. Gene Ontology annotation, cellular component: synapse; membrane; neuron projection. Gene Ontology annotation, molecular function: transmembrane signaling receptor activity; neurotransmitter receptor activity; extracellular ligand-gated monoatomic ion channel activity. Gene Ontology annotation, biological process: signal transduction; regulation of membrane potential; nervous system process. NCBI's taxonomy places the organism in Eukaryota, Metazoa, Chordata, Mammalia, Perissodactyla, Rhinocerotidae.
AUGGAAAGAGCUUGGCUCCGUGGGGAAGGAUUCCUCCUCUGCCUCAUUUUCCACCUGCUGUUUCAAGAUGAACAACUUCAAGUGAUGACAUCGUUCCUGUGGCUAAAUAUGAUCUGGUACCAUCCAUUCAUCAGGUGGAACCCAGAGGAAUGUGGGGGCAUCAGGAAGCUCAGCAUAGCAACUGAGAACCUAUGGCUUCCAGAUAUCUUCAUCAAAGAGUUCAUGGAUGUGGAUCAGACACCUGAAGGUCUUAUGGCUAUGUCAACAGUGAAGGUCAAAUCGAAUACAAUAAGCCAAUGCAAGUGGUCAGCGUCUGUAACCUGGACAUCUUCUAUUUCCCCUUUGACAAACAGAACUGCACACUCACCUUCAGCUCUUUCAUCUACCCUGGUGACAUGGUCCUGGGCAUGGAGAAGGAAGUGCAGGAGAUUUUGAACACAUCACAGGACCUCAUGGAGCAAAGGGGAGUGGGUUCUUCUGGAUAUUCACCAGACAACAACGAAGAUGACCGUGGGCACCAAGAAGUACAACCAAAUCAUUUUCUACGUGGCCAUCAGGCGCAGGUCCAGACUCUACACUAUAAACCUUCUGGUGCCCAGUAGCUUUCUGAUAGCCAUCGAUGCCCUCAGCUUCUACCUGCCAGCAGAAAAUGAGAAUCGUGCCUCAUUCAAGAUGACACUUCUGCUGGGCUACAACGUCUUCCUGCUCAUGAUGAAUGACUUACUCCCCACCAGUGGCACCCCCCUCAUCAGUAUGGCCCCUUCCUCCAUCAGGAGAAUAAAAGCAAGGCCCGCCUUCCCUCCAGGUGUCUACUUUGCCCUGUGUCUGUCCCUGAUGGUGCUCAGCCUGCUGGAGACCAUCUUCAUCACCUACCUGCUGCACCUGGCCACCACCCAGCCCCCACCCAUGCCUCGAUGGCUCCAUUCCCUGCUUCUACACUGCACGAGCCCAAGGAGAUGCUGCCCCACUGCACCCCAGAAGGGAAAAAAGGGCCUGGGCCUCACCCCUGCCCACCUGCCUGGUGUGAAGGAGCCGGUGGAGUGGGUGGGGAAGGUGCCAGGUCCCAGGAAGGCAGUGCUAAAUGGGAGCCCUGGGUCAACAAGGGCCCAGCAAGAAGAUGAGGCUCAGAAGCAGCACUUGUGGGUGCGACUGUGGGUGCAGUUCAGCCACACAGUGGACGCUGUGCUCUUCCGCCUCUACCUGCUCCUCGGUGCCUCCGUCGUCACGGUCAUCGUCCUCUGGAACACCUAG